AUGGGUAAAAAGUAUUUGCUAUUUAUGGUGCAGGUGCACCUGAACUUCCGCAGAGCUGAAUUGGAGUCUCUAGCCGACAUGCAUGGUGUUCAUGUUGAUUUUUCCGCAUAUAACGAGGAUUCGCCGUUUAUGAUGGUUGAGCUUGAGGGUGAUGAGCAAGCCAAACAAUGGAUUCAUCGUUCUAUCCUGUGUCGUGCAAUAUAUGAGUACUGGGGAGAAGGGCAGGACUAUGAGAAGUUGCAUGAGAAUAUUAAGAGCAACGCUAUGGUCGACGAGUACAAGUUGCAACACCGGGACUCUACGUUCAAGUUUGAGUUCGAGUCUUUUGGGGGAUCGAGUUCUGGGAAAUUCGACAGAGCAGUGCAGAUCGAGGGUUUUGAAUAUCUAGGAUUCCAAGGUAGAAUACGUUUAAAAAACCCGGAACAGACUUACACUGUGAUAGAACAGUACGAGAACAUCAGUGAAAACAUUGGUGGAGAGAUACCAAUCUACCUAUAUUUUGGUAGACUUGUUCAGAAAAGUGACAGAAUGUGUGGAGCUCUAGAUAAGUACAAUUUGAAAACCCGGCCAUACAAAGGGACUACGAGUUUUGAAGCGGAACUUUCGCUCGUGACGGCAAACAUUGCGCAAGUCAAGCCUGGACACUUGAUGUACGAUGCUUUUGCUGGAACGGGAUCUUUUCUUGUUGCAGGAGGACAUUAUGGUGCGCUGGUGAUAGGGUCCGAUAUUGAUGGGAGGAUGAUCCGCGGCAAAGGCUCGCAAACUAUCACCGCAAAUUUUAAGUAUUACAAAGAAUCACUCCACUUUUUGGACGUGAUGACAAUGGACUUUACCCACAAUGCGCUAAGGAACAAUCUAGUAAUAGACACGAUUGUUUGUGAUCCACCUUAUGGUAUCCGGGAAUCAAUUAAAGUCCUAGGCGCUAAAGAUCCUCAGCGGUUUGCGGGUAAGGAAAACGUUGAGAUAGACGGUGUGAAGGCCUACCUACGCCGCGAUUAUAUCCCUACCAAAAAGCCAUAUUCCUUAGAUUUGCUUUUAGAUGACCUGCUUCGGUUUUCGGCUGCUAGACUGCCGAUUGGUGGAAGGCUAGCUUUCUGGAUGCCUACCGCCAACGAUGACAAUGUACAAACGGUGGUUCCUAUGCAUCCCAACCUAGAACUCAAAUAUAACUGUGUUCAGCAGUUUAACAAAUGGUCUAGAAGACUGCUUGUGUAUAUUAACCGUGGUCCUGACUAUAAUGGGCCUACCAACGCAGGAGAACAAAGGUCAACUAACUUUAGAGAACGCUACUUCAGCGGCUUCAACUAA
Eremothecium sinecaudum is the source of this 1308-nucleotide messenger RNA. It is a transcript of the gene TRM11, whose product is annotated as tRNA (guanine-N2-)-methyltransferase. Gene Ontology annotation, biological process: methylation. Gene Ontology annotation, molecular function: nucleic acid binding. Gene Ontology annotation, cellular component: cytoplasm. Bases 1 to 1308 code for a protein of 435 amino acids. Lineage: Eukaryota; Fungi; Ascomycota; Saccharomycetes; Saccharomycetales; Saccharomycetaceae. The transcript has a single exon. The record is from RefSeq and is a predicted model, not a curated record.